AUGUAUAUGAGUAGAUGUUGGAAGGACCUCUUCAUCGAAAUUUUGAAACACCGCGUGCUGUAUUCGCUCUGUCCUGGGACCGUUAUCUUGUCCAUGCCCAUUCCUUAUAUAUCUGUCCAGUUCAAAUGUACUGGCUACCGCACUUUUCUCCAUCAUCCGAUGCCAUUAACUUUAUGGAAAGAGCCAAUAGCAGAUGAUACGUCCGUGGGGAUUUCCGAUGUCAAUGAUACAGCAAGAGAGAAAGCUACCAGCUGUUGGAGUGACCAUCUCGUCAUGUGGACAUCUAUUGGAGUGCUAUGCUCAUUUCUGACCACACUGUUACUGACGAUCUUGAUCGUCGUCAAAUUCGCGCCUAGCAUGCUGCACGGUUCAGCUAUUAUCCAAGCUGGGCGACAUAGCCAGUACAUCCACUUUGACUCUGUUUUUCUGAACAAUAACCACGACCGGAAUGCUUCGCAUCAUACUUCCAUCGUGAAUUUCCCCGACAUCGUGCCACAGGUAGAAACAUACAGCCCUGGUCACCUGGUGCAAGAGUGGCCCACCGAGCUCGGUACCGUAUUUCCUGAUCAUCGAUAUGUUGUGUCUUCGGACACAUCAACGGUGCUCCAGUUCUACCACUUGGACUACGGGAUGCAGUAUUGCUCUUUGGCGUUAUCCAUCCCUCCGCCUAGCGAUGGGUUUGACCUGGAGGUAAAGAUAGAGAACAACACAGUCAUGGAACUGGUCAGACCGGCUCAUACACGUAUCUUCUGGACAAGUCGCGCCGGAGAGAAAAUCCCAGGUGGCCAGCAUACCUAUCCACUUUGGGGAGCCUUUCGGGACGGAGAGAUUCUGUUGUCCUUCGGGUGAAUUUUCGCUGUUCGAGCUGGCAUGCCAUUCACCAUCGGCCAGCACGCGCUCUUGCCACGUUGAGCUUUGGGAAAAUGGGGAAAUUUCACCAUCUGCUGGGGUGUAUGUCGUGCAGGAGUGCAGUCUGAGGGAAGGAGAGGUGUAAGAUGACAUAGCCC
Molecule: messenger RNA, 1007 nt
Organism: Guyanagaster necrorhizus
Lineage: Eukaryota; Fungi; Basidiomycota; Agaricomycetes; Agaricales; Physalacriaceae
Exons: 6
Coding region: 1-849 (282 amino acids)
Source: RefSeq, a predicted model, not a curated record